AUGAAGUGUCUUCCUCAUCACAAUUCCGAACCACUCAGACUCUCUCUUGCGUGGACUGGUGUUUCAUCCUUAGCCAACAUCUCUGUUUCUGUGGGUCUCGAGAUUUCUGGUUCUCCGAAGAUUCAGAAUUUUUCAGAAUUAGUACACAAGCCGAUGCUAGUUGAGCAGAAUCUCAAGAGGGGUGCUGAAUUGCAAGAACAUAGGAAGAGAGCUGCUCCACAAGGAUUCCCUAGUUCGGAUCAAGGGCAAUGGAAACAGAGAAAUGAGGGAAGCAGUUCAAGUCAGAGACAGAUACAGGGAAAUCAUACCUCUAACCCCUGUAAGUUCUGUGACCGCAUACAUCAUGGAGAGUGCAGAAAGGAAGUGGGAUCAUGUUUCAAAUGCGGUAAGGAUGGGCAUUUCAUUAGAGAAUGUCUAUUGUUUGCGGUGAACAACAGAAGGCCCAAUCCAGCUCAAAACUUUAGGCCGAAUAACCAAGGCAACAAUCAGCGAAGGACUGUACCAGCACGGGUGUUUGCUUUGACACCGGGAGAAGCUGAGGACAAGGAUGAUGUCAUCACAGGAAUUGUUCCCUUAUUUCUCAAUAAGGCUAUUGUUUUAUUUGACUCGGGGGCUACCCACUCCUUUAUUUCAAUGGAUUAUGUUAAGUUGUGCCCCAUUGUUGCUAAUGAGAUGGACUACAAUUUGAGGGUCUCUACCCCAACUAGUGAUAUAGUGACUUGUAACAAAAUUUUACUCAAGUGUCCAAUAACUAUUAGCGGGAAGGAAAUGCCAGCUAACCUGAUAGUCUUUCCUAUGACUGGGGAAGUGGUGUUCAAGUUUCCGGAAGAAGAGGAACUUCGGUUUAUGGGUUCUAGAGUGCGUACCUCUCCAUCAGUUAUUUCUGCUUUUCAGAUUGACAAGAUAUUACGUGAUGGGUGUCAAGGGUAUUUGGCCUUUGUGGUGGAUGAACCAAAGGAAGAAUUGAAACUUGAAGAAAGUCCUAUUGUGAGGGAAUAUCCGGUAGUUUUUCCUGAAGACUUGUCUGGAUUACCGCCUGAGUGGGAGGUAGAAUUUGCUAUUAACUUAACCCCAGGCACGGCGCCUCUUUCCAAAGCCCCUUAUCGAAUGGCACCAUCAGAGUUAGCCGAGCGUAAAGAACAGUUGCAAGACUUAUUAGACAAAGGUUUCAUCAGACCUAGUGUGUCACCUUGGGGAGCUCCAGUGUUCUCUAAAAUUGAUCUUAGAUCGGGUUAUCAUCAAUUAAAGAUCAAGGCAGAGGAUGUGCCUAAGACAGCUUUCAAGACCGGGUACGGCCAUUAUGAAUUUUUAGUCAUGCCUUUUGGUUUAACCAACGCCCCAACAGUAUUUAUGGACUUGAUGAAUCGGGUUUUUCAUGAGUUCUUAGAUAAAUUUGUAGUGGUGUUUAUUGAUGAUAUAUUAAUCUACUCCAAGAGCAAAGCUGAAUUCGAAGACCAUCUGAGACAACUUCCAGGAAUUGAAGAAGAAAUUGGUGACAGCUCCAGUUCUGACAGUCCCUAG
This is a messenger RNA of Juglans regia (Persian walnut), 1521 nucleotides long. RefSeq lists its product as uncharacterized. The transcript is spliced from 6 exons. The record is from RefSeq and is a predicted model, not a curated record. The coding region runs from base 1 to 1521 and encodes 506 amino acids. Gene Ontology annotation, molecular function: nucleic acid binding; zinc ion binding. Lineage: Eukaryota; Viridiplantae; Streptophyta; Magnoliopsida; Fagales; Juglandaceae.